AUGAAAGAAGAAUCAUCUAAAAAUAAGCGAGCCAAAUAAAAUGCUAUAUAAAAUCAUAAAGAAGAAUCAAUAAGAGAAAUACUAGGAUUUUACAUAAAUUAGGUUGAUUUGAAAUCAUUUAUGAAAAAAAAAAAGAUUUUUGAGAAGGUAGGGGAUUUGGUUGAUAAACAUUAAAAUGAAUUCUUGAAUCCUGCAGAAUUUCAUGAAAUUUAAGGAAUUUAUGAAGAUUUUAAUAUUGGUGAUUUAGCAAUAGUAUUUCCGAAUCCUGAUUAUGAAGGUUAUACUUAAAAGCCUGUAACAUUUAAUGAAGCUGCUAAGACUUUUGAUGAGAUUUUGACAGUUAUGACAGAAGAAGUGACAAAAAAUUAGUUAAAAAAAGAAAGAGAUUCUUUCCUUCUAACUUAUUUGACACUUGAUGAUUUAAUUGAUCAUUAAAAUGAAGGUUAAAGUAAAAAAAAAAAAAAAUUAAAAUAAAAAUAAAAUAAAGAUUCUAAAAAAUAGAAUAAAUCAAAUAACAAUCAAAAUAAUUCUAGCUAAGAAUUAAAACCUUCGAAAGAGGAAAAACCAAUAAAAAUUGAAAAAAAUUCAUAUGAAAAAUAUUUGGAUUUUAUGAGAAUCUAUCAUAAGUAAAGAGAAGAAGAGUUAAUGAAUGAAAAUGAAGGAUUUGACUUAAAAAAUGAAAAAGGAUUUUUAGAUGAGAUAGGUGUAGGAUAGUAAGGUUAACAAAAUGUAUCAUAAAAAGUAAUAGAUCCAAUAAAAGAAUUAAUGAAAGUUGACGUUAAUGAUGAUAGAUAGUUUAAAAAACUAAAGAAAAAAUGGUCAUAAGGUGGAUAUUUAAUUAAAAAGAUGUGUGAAGAUGGAGUUGAUUAUGAUUGGAUUUCAAACAAUGGAGCUCCAAAAGAUAUGAUGACUCUAAUUAGAUUUACAAUAUUAGAAAAACUAUCAAGAAAUGGAUAUUUGCAUUGUCGUUAAUUUGUAUCUGGAACUGGAGAACAUAUAUAUAUAGUGAUUAAAUCAACUAAAGAAGUUAUUUAAAGAUAGGCUUAAAACAUGAAGGUAACAAAACAAAUAGAAAUGGGAUUUGCUGAUUUGUAUUCUUUAGAACCUGUUGAUGCAAAUUUUAGACCUUUACGUUUGAAGAAUUAUAUAAAGUAAAUUUUGGGUCCUAAUUAUGGUGAUUUAAAAGAAGCUUUAGAUUCGAUUAAAUCUAAUGAUAAAUUACAUUUUACAACGUUGAAAGAAAUAGAUGAUUAUUGUGAAAGUAAUUACAAAUAAGAAAUUAAAUAACUUAGAGAUAUUGAAUUAAGAGCUGUUGUGAUUAAGAAAGUAGAAUAGGUUGAAGAAUAUCUGAAAGUUAUAACAAAAUAAUUAAAUAUUGAUUAAUCUCAUGAGAAAGUUGAAUUGAAUUCUGAUUAUUCAAUAAGUGAUGAGGAAUGGUAAGUAUAUUACAUAUAUUUGGAUUUGUUAUCUCAUUUAUUAUAUCUAUUAUAAUAGCAUUAUUAAGAGGCAAUGAAGGAGGAACAUUUUUAAUUUAGGGAUAAUUUACCAUUUUUAUAUAGAUUGAUUUUUGGAAAAGCAUUAAGAAAAGCAAAUGAAAUAUGGUAUUCAGCACAUAAAAGCUGUUGGUCUGAUUUGUUAGAUGAAAAAAUAAUAUUAAGAAACAUAUGGGAUAUGCUUGAGAUGGAACCAGCAGCACCAUACACAUAAUAUUUUUAAUUAUAAAAUGAUUUUGGUAAAUAAAUGUGGAGGAAAUAUGAAAUAAAUGAAUUAAAAGACAGAUCAGAGUUUAAUAAUAUGGAAAAGAUUAAAAUAACACAUGCAAUUAUUUUAAAGUAAGUAAAUAUGUCAAAGAUGUUAUAAAAUCUUAUUGCAGUUGGAUAUUUUCCGAUACAUGAUACAUAUGCAUUAUUUGGAGAAGAGAAAAAAGAUAAAUUUAUGAAGAAAUUAAUUGAGUAGGAAUUUAUUACAGAAAAGACAUUUGAAGGUAGUAAGAAAUGCCUUUUAGAUUUAUAUAAAGAUUUAUAAUCUUAUGCUGAAUCAACUGAUUUUGAUUUUUAGAGUGUUAAAUAAGAUUUGAGAAUCAAUUUCAGAUGUCCAUGGUAUAUACCAGUACAUCAUCUUAGAGAUUAUUUUGGUGAAAAAAUAGCACUAUAUUUUGCAUUUCUUGGAUUUUAUACCUAAUAAUUAUGGUAUAUUGGAUUAGUAGGUAUUUUAUGUUAAUCUUUAUUAUCUGAAUCAGCAGAAUAAUAUAAAAAACCUAUUGUAAUUCUUUUCUCAUUUACAAUAGUUAUUUGGAGUUCACUUUUCAUAGUAUAUUGGAGAAGAAAAUAAUUUUUAUUUAGUGUUUAAUUUGGAUAAAUUAAUUUUGAAACUGGAGAAGCUUUGAGGCCAGCCUUUUAAGGAGACUUUUUAAGAUCUAUUACUGAUGAUGAUUUAAAUGAAUAAUUUUAUCCACCUUUUAAAAGAAAAAUAACAUAACUAUUUGGUCUGGGUGUGAGUUUUUUAAUUAUUUUAUGUGUUAUUGGAUGCGUCUUAGGAAUUUUCUUUUUUAAAAAUUAUAUGAUUGAAACUAAAGCAGAUCCUUUUUUCUCUUAAUAAUUACCUGGAUUACUAAAUUCUAUACUAAUUGGAUUAUUUAACUUUAUUUAUCAAAAUCUAGUUAUGAUAUUCAAUUAAUUAGAAAAUCAUAAAAUUUUAUCAUCCUAUGAAAAUUCUUUAGUUGCAAAAGUUUUUAUAUUUCGAUUUGUAAAUACGUAAUAAUAAAUAUUUAUUAUCUAGUUUUAAUGCAUUCUUCAUCAUAUCUUUCUUAAGUAAUUACUUUACAUCCUUGGAGUUAUGCAAAGUCAAUGAUUAAACCUACGAUUGUUUUUAAAUAUUAUCUCUUUAAUUAAGCACUAUCUUUAUCUCUAACUUUUCAGGCUUAAUUACAGCUGUUCUUGUACCUUACAUUUAAGAAAAAUUGAUGAAAAAAAUGAAGGCUAUAGAUGAAAUACCUGUUCCACAUGCUUUCAAUGAUAUUGAUCCUUUUAUUGAAAGCUAAUUUGAUUUAUAACCAUAUUAAACAAAUGAAGAAGUUGAUGGAAGUGUAAAAGAUUAUAUGGAAUUGACUAUCUAAUUUUGUUUUCUUGUAUUAUUUGGAGUUUCUUAUCCUGCUUGCUUUAUUUUAGGUUUUGCUCAAAAUGUUGGUAAAAUUCAAGUUGAUAAAAUUAAUUUCGUAAGUUUAUCAAGAAGACCAUUUCCUUAAGGAGCUGCAAGCAUAGGUAAUUGGUUAGUUAUUUUGGAUAUAAUUACAUUUUUUGGAAUUCUUUCUAAUGCCGGUUUAAUUGUUUAUACUUCAAAUUCUAUUGAAGAAAGUUAAAUAGAAUACUUUGCAUCUAUUUUAGUAAUCUUUUUUGCUUUAAACUUUGUGAUUAAAAUAAUAGUUUCCCCAGAAUCUGAAUCUGCUAAUUUAUUACUUUAAAGACAUUAGUACAUUAUUGAUAAGAAAAUUAAAGUAUCAAAAAUUAUUAUUGUUUAGGGCUUUUCAUCUAGUUUGAAAACUGUUGUGGAUAGAUCCAAAUUAAAUAUUCAAAUAAAAAAAGUUGGGUAUCAUUUAUAUAAUUCUGGUGUUAUUCAUAAUGAUUUUCUUAAAACAAUUAAAGGGGAGAGAGAAAUUGCAUAUGAUUGA
Messenger RNA from Paramecium sonneborni, 3667 nucleotides. NCBI's taxonomy places the organism in Eukaryota, Ciliophora, Oligohymenophorea, Peniculida, Parameciidae. The record is from the annotation of a GenBank genome assembly.